Labrus mixtus (cuckoo wrasse) is the source of this 2583-nucleotide messenger RNA. RefSeq names its product caveolae associated protein 2b (gene cavin2b). Gene Ontology annotation, molecular function: protein kinase C binding. Gene Ontology annotation, cellular component: caveola; cytoplasm. The record is from RefSeq and is a predicted model, not a curated record. The transcript is spliced from 8 exons. Bases 104 to 1450 code for a protein of 448 amino acids. NCBI's taxonomy places the organism in Eukaryota, Metazoa, Chordata, Actinopteri, Labriformes, Labridae.
CACACACACACACACACACACACAGGGAGGGCGAGGCAGGGCUUCCAGUUUUUCAGCAGCAGGAAAGUUUCUGUUUUCGUGUUUUUGGUUGGACUUGGAGUCGAUGUUUGAGGACCGAGUUGUCAUGGUGACCACUGAGACCCACCAGAGCCAAGACCUGCGGGUCCCCCCCCAGGGCCAGAACACGGACCAGAACCAGGACCAGGAACAAGACCAGGACCAGGACCAGGACCAAGACCAGGCCUCACCCUCGUCCCUCCUGGCAGGAUUUGACCCAGAGACAAUGAGUCAGGGUCCCGUCAACGCCAUCACCGUCCUCACCCUGCUGGACAAACUGGUCAACAUGCUGGACGCCGUGCAGGAGAACCAGAACAAAAUGGAGGUGCAUCAGGUGGAGAUGGAGGGCGUGGUCAGAGGGAUCCAGGCUGAUAUGACCAAACUAUCAAAGAGCCACAGUCACACAUCGAACACUGUCAGCAAACUUCUGGACAAGAGUCGCAAACUGUCAGUCACCAUGAAGGAGGUUCGGGAUAAGAUGGAGCGUCAGGGUGUUCAGGUGAAGAAGCUUGAGGCAAAUCACGCCCACCUGAUAAACCGAAACAACUUCAAAGUCCUAAUCUUCCAGGAGGAAAACGAGAUCCCCUCCACUGUUUUCGUCAAGGAUCCUCCUCCGUUCCCCCGGGAUGAGAUUAUAGAAGAAGGCAUUGAAUUAGUUCCAGGUGUUGUCGAUGGAAACCGUUCCCAGGAGAGCGGGCUCCAGACCAUCGACUUAUCAUCAGAUGAGGAUGUUGGACUGGAGGCAGAGCUCGAGGAGGAGGAGUUUUGGCCUCAUGAUCUGGAGAACAUGGAGAAAUCCAGAGCCGAGAAACUGAAACGCUCGAGUCUGAAGAAGGUGGACAGUCUGAAGAAGGCAUUUUCAAGGCAGAACAUUGAGAAGAAGAUGACGAAGAUCGGAACAAAGAUUGUUUCUCAGGAGCAGCGAGAGAAGAUCAAACAGAAAACCUCCAGUCUGAAGGUUUCUCCUUUGACCUUCAACAUCAGGAAGCCUCGCAGCAGCUCCGACUCUCAGCCCCCCGACACCUCCAUCCAGACCCCUGACAUCUCCAUCCAGACCCCCGAAAUCUCCAUCCAGACCCCCGACAUCUCCAUCCAGACCCCCGACAUCUCCAUUCAGACCGGGGAGUCUGUCCUCACUGAGGCUGACAUCCAGCUCUCCCCAAUGGGCAGCACUGACCAGGAAGUCCCCUUCACUGAGGUCCAUGCCCAGCUGGCUCCUGUUGAGCAGGAGGAGAAACAGGAGGAGGGAGGCGAGGAGGUGACCGGUGUGGAGGCGGAGCUGUCUGUGGUUUCAGAGGAGGUCAGUCAGGAGUACGCCCUGUCCUCCACCCUGCCUCAGGAGGAGAAAGGAGAGAAGGAAGGAGCAAAGGAGGAGAGACAGGAUGAAUCCUAAACACUCACAAAUCUUCAUUAAGAACAAACAGAUUAAAGAACAUUUCAGCUGUUGCUGAUUUGUUCCUUUAAGGUCUGUGGCUGUUUUAUUAAUGAUGACGAUAUUGCUAAUCCUUCACACAAAUAUAUUAAAUGUUCUUAUCUGAUUAACACGUCACUCUGAAAACUACAUAUCUACAACUACAGUUUAAACUCCUACAAAACCAACACAAACGGCUUAUUUUAGAUUGUAGGUGCAAAGUUUUUUAUGAAGUUGGAGAAUGUUAGCAUUCAAUGACAAACUGAUACAAAUAAAACUGUGGAGAUAUGUGUUUUUUACAGGACUUUUUUCUCAUUAAUAUUGUUGUAUUCUUUGAUCUCUUAUAAACAUGAUAACUAAUAAUCUGCUGGUUAAUAUGCAACAUGGAACAAGGAAACAUGGAACCCAACUGACCAUCUGAACCUGUCAAUCAUUCUACCCACAAAGAACCUACUAACAUGGUGCUAAACAAAACGUUCCUUUUAAGGUUCCUUUGACUAUCUAUUGAUGUUUCUCAAACAUUCUCCUACAGAGUUCCUCAAAGGAAUGGCUCCUCAUAGCACCUUAUAAGGUCCAACUAUGGUUGCCUAGGGUUAUGCAUCAAUAAAGGGUUCCCUUACAGUUCCUUAUAUGUUCCUCUAAGAUUCCCCAAAGGUUCUUCCAACAUUCCACUUGGGUUCUCCUCUAAGGUUCUCUUAAGUUUCCUUUAAGAGGUCCCAAACAUACACAGUUUGUGAUGGUAUAUAAGAGUUAAAGUGAUGGUAUAUACAGAUGUAAAUGGUGGUAUAUAAGAGUUAAAGUGAUGGUAUAUACAGAGUGUAAAUGGUGGUAUAUAAGAGUUAAAGUGAUGGUAUAUACAGAGUUAAAGUGAUGGUAUAUACAGAGUUAAAGUGAUGGUAUAUACAGAUUAAAAUGGUGGUGUAUGCUGUUUUUUUGUGUCGAAUAUAAAUUGAAGUUUAAAACUUUUGUUAGCUGUCACUCUUAAAUUUUGACAUUUUUAACACUUUGUGGUGCCAAAGAACAUUUCCUGUAUGAUGCUUGUUGCCUGUCAAUCACCUUACAGCUGUGUGUGUGAAUCACAUGAACACAACAUAAUAAAGUAUUGUUUUACCACA